Messenger RNA from Pocillopora meandrina, 5719 nucleotides. The record is from the annotation of a GenBank genome assembly. NCBI's taxonomy places the organism in Eukaryota, Metazoa, Cnidaria, Anthozoa, Scleractinia, Pocilloporidae.
AUGGAGAACAAUCCAACCCUGAUGCGCAUGUGUGUUGCACUUGCAUUUCUCUUGAGUUUCACUAGUGCGUCUGAAGAAACUUCAUGUGGUCCCAUGAAAACUUCCACCUGUCACAGAAACAGUAACUCAGGUAAUUGAAAACUUCCAACCUCAAAACAAUCGAUCGUUCAAUAGCUGAAUACCUACAAGUAUUCCCUGUACAUCACAUUUUGGCUCUGAGCAUCUAUGUCUCUUGCUAUAAAUGUAGUGAAACCACUUUUCAAAAGGCAACUUCAGGAUCGGAAGAAAGUGUCCUCUUCAGUGACUGUAGCUCUAGCAAUGUUUUAAAGGAACAUGUUUCAGAUUAGAUCUAAGUUCGCAUCACUUUAAUGGAGAGAGACGUACUUUAAAUAAAUCAUGAAUCAAAAUGUAUUCAUCAUAUACGCGCUCUUUUUUUUCUCUACAUUCAUAGGAUAGGUGAUCCUCUUUUUAUUUCCUCAGGAGCUGAUGUCCACUGUGAAAGUGACUCAGCGCCUCAUAGCUGCAGUAAUAGAAAUGAAGAAAAAGAGAAACUUAAAUACCAUUUCCACGUGAAUGAGCCGCCUAAGUUCCGUGGCGUGUAUCCAUUUCCAGUGGAUCCUAUUCCGCGAAGAAACUGCUUCGACGAGGAAGCAAUGGAAUUUCUACAAAAGGGGGUAAAACACAUCGCAAUAAUUUUCAUUUGGAUAUGAUUCACAAUCACAUUGGUAUUAGGAAAAUCUUCCAUUAUGUGUAAAAAGUAAUCCGGGAUUGCCGUGUUUUAGCUUUACUUCGUUACGUGAUUGGUCCAGGAAACCUUGCACUACUUUCUCAACCAAUCAGAUUGAUAACCAAAGUCAAUCUGGACGUGGUCAGCCGCGUUUUCCCGCCUUUUAGGCAGUGGGCCUUUUUUUGAAUUCGAAUUCUCGUUGGCUCCUCUUGAUAUUUUACCAGCUGUGAUUGUUUUGGUUUCUCAGUCGAGAAGCACCCUUAUGCCCGAAGCCACGUGAUUGGUCCAGAUAUCUGGCACCACCCUCUCAACCAAUCAGAAACUAUGGGCGACUUAAUCAAUGACUAUCCUGUGUUUACAGCUAUUUCAAUGUGUUAUUUUAAUUUGAAAUCUCAUUGCCGACGUUUGAUAUUUGCUGCUCGUUAUUCUAAUCAGCUAAGGUGGUUAUCACAAGAAAAUUUGUUUUAAUCACCUAAGUUGAUAUUGUAAAUUGGUCACCGUAAAGAGUUUUUAAAGCUGACGUUUCGAGCAUUGUGUGUAGUUUACAUACGGAGCGAUGGAGCUACGCUAUUGAAAGCAACAUGGACAAAAACACAGGAAUAAAUUAGAUGAAAGAAAUGUUCUUUUGAACUUUGGGGAUUAAGGUUGUGACCAAAUGGAUGGGAAAGGGCUCCACUAUGUUGUCGUCUUCACCUAAGAUUUCACAAUUCUUCUUCACAGCUCUACUUCUAUACUACGUUUUACGAAAAUCUGAACCCCAUGCCUAGAAAUUAUCUCAUGAAACAGGCAGAGGGGUCAAAAAGAGGUUACAACUACACGCUGGGAAAAUCGUAUCCGACGAUUUGAUUUCAUUUUACGUCUUGUAACUGAGAAGAAUUUAUCUAACAUUCUUUUUUAAUGUCUUAAUCAUCCUACAUUGUUUUGUUGUUUUUGUUUCUGUUGUUGUGGUCUUUGCUUUUGAUAAUUGUAAAUCAUGAUCUAUUACCAUUUAUUGCAGCUUCCAGUGGUACUCGAACAAUGCACGUUCCAGAAGCCUGCCCUAAAAUGGACCAUAGAAUACCUAAAAGAGAAUCUGAAAGAUGAAGACCACACGGCAUACUUUUCACAAACCAGACAGUUUCUUUAUUACGACGACGAUCACAUGAAAGGCACGUACAAAGAAUGGAAACCGCCGAUCACCAAAAAAUUCUUAUAUUUUAGCAAUUUUACGAAAUCGAUGAAGGAAAUAGAGGAGGCGGACAAUGGUAGCCGAGCGUACUUUCAGGUACUGCAUUGAAAUCUGUCACGUUAGUUGGGGUGGUUUCUUUGAGUGAUCAGAGCUAGACUUUGGAAAUUUUCAUCCCUGUAGAGUUCAGUUAUUGAAGUGGUUUGUUUUUCCUGAUCUUUUGAGGAUUUCGUUGGACAGGAAAAAGGGAGCAGAUGGAAUUCCUUGAGUUAGUGUCUUUUCUUUGUGUGUGUGUGUGUGCAAAUAUGAUUUAUACGCUGCCACAACAACAACAAUAAUAUCAACAACUAUUUUUGUUUUCUUCGCUUUUGUUUUUGUUUUUUCAUUGUUUUUAUUUUGUUUUGUUUUGCCCUAUAGCCAGUGUGGUCAUCCUUUAACCCCUAAUCCUUGCUUGCCAGGACUCUCUUAAUUUUCGUAACGAUUUUCUAUUUUUAGUCACUGAUAUAUCUUCAAGAAGGCGUCAGUGCAGCCAUGCAGAACGAUGUUGAUUCUUUUAACUACACCUGGCUACUUGACCUCGUGACGCGCUUCAGCUGGGGCGAGGAUGUUACCAACCUGCUAUUGGUUGGUAUGCCUGAUGUCGUCACGCCUGCGCACUUUGAUGUCCUGGAGAAUCUUUACGUGCAGGUUAGUUUUAUAAAUUAUUUAUAACAUUACUGCAAAAUAAUCAACUUCAUUAAGGCCAAGAUUAAGCUGUUUUUUGUCGCAGAUCUUAUGGGCGCUUAUAAUAUCCAAGAUAUCUAUGCCACAGGCAUGGAAUUAUUCCGUCAGUCAAAGCAUUGGAAGAUAUCGGUGUUUCUAACACCCUGUCAGCAUACAUAUCAUAUGAAAUGCCAUAAAAAUGAUGUCGCAGAAUAAAAACCUCCCCUUUCUUAGAUCCGACUUACUGUAUUUGAAUCAUCUCAAUAACAAUAAUAAUAAUGAUAAUGAUAGUAAUAAUCAUUUUUUAUUGAACUGUUUAAAUAACAAAUUAAUUUAUUACUGUACAAUCCGGAUUUUAUUAAGCACAUUUAACAAUAAAUUAGAAGUGAAAUGACAGUGCAAACUGCGAAGCUAAAUUAACCGAUUAGAUUUUUGUUGACUCCUCGUGACAUGGCUAACUUGUCUCAAGUUAGCCAUGUCCGAAAGUCAUUUGAAUUCCCUGUCAUGGUAUUUCACGAUACAUGGGGAAUUUACCACAUUUGUUUCUUAUUUUCUCACUUCAAUCUUAAUAGCUUUAAUAGUUUCAUUUUUUUCUCUGUCUAAUAGUAUUUUUAGCAGAAGAGAUAUCUUGUAUUAUUCAUUAUUAGUAAGGACAUAUGCAGCAGUUUUCAGUUGAGUUUCGAAAGACCAAGACCAAAAUAAUGGCGACAGCCAAUCGAAGUGAAGGCGACACCAUAGUUAGCCAAUGAGUGCUUGGAAUAAAAACGUGCGAACUGCAUGAAAAGCACAUAAACUCGUGUGAUUAAUUCAUGAGCUUUGAAUCUGAUUGGUGAAGCCAAAAUAUGUAAAACCAAAGUAACCAUGGAUUACUUUCGACUUGCAAUUGACAACCGUUCCAUAACUGGAUUAACUUGCUCUUUGCUUUCUUGUAUCCAAUUGGCAGAUUUUUGGCCGGAAGCGAGUCAUCUUGUUUAGUCCAGAUUACUUCCGUUGUUUGUACCCGCAUCCUGUGGGACAUCCUCAUGACCGACAAACACAGGUAACAUUUUCUAUUUCCUUCUGUAAAGAAAGCAACAAGCUUGGCUUGAUUUAGGGCCUAAUCUUUAGAUCAUUCCUCUCAAACUCUUUCAAAAACUAUCCCGUUUUGAAGAUCUCAGGGAAUCUAGGAAAAGUCCAUCUUUGUCACACAUUUUGCGAACGUGAUUAUCCUACGCUGUGUGUUCGUUCUCUACUAAGACAGUCAAGCAAGCCGUAAGGUGCAUAAAAAAUGUUAUCCAGAGACAGAAUACCCUUUGAGGAAGGGAGUUUUCUGCUCCACCACCCAAAUCUCUUGUUCUUAAUUUUUAUGGAAGAUAAUUAUCAAACUAUCAAUGAGGUGACAAAGAUAUAAUUAGUCUUACCUACGACUCCCAUCUCGAGCAGAACAUCUUGAUCCCAGUCCCUGUCGGCCUCAUGAUAAUUAUCAACACUUUUACGUUAAAGGUGGACUUCGACAAACCUAAUUUUGACUGGUUUCCCAGAUUCCGUGAGAUUAGAGGUAUGGAGGUCGCUUUGGAGCCUGGAGAGGUGUUAUAUAUUCCAAACCUCUGGUGGCAUUAUAUUGAAAGUGAGAUGCACAGGUGAGAACGUAAUAAAGGCUAAUGUCUCAGUUUAAGCAUGUUGAAAAUCUAGAAUUCCGGAACGAAAUAUUCCUCUCAUGGCCAUGUGUGUGGAGACACACUCAGAGCGAUUUUUGUAGAGAUGUGCAGAAGACAUCCUUUAUCUGACUACAGAACGAUAGUUGUAUGCCAUAUCUUUUUUAAUUUAUCAUUUUUGGACAUUCUAUUUUCGUUUAGCAACACCAUAUCCAUUAAUUUUUGGUUUGAGGCGAAAAAUGCAAGCAAGGUAGAUGACGCAAGGAAAAAGAAGACGAACGCCAAAGAUAUAGAAGCAGAAAACAACAAAGAAUCUCACCAAGAGUAUGAUAACCCGCGGGAAAAUAAGGAACAGCCUGAAGACUAUGAAGAAACCUUAAAGGAGCACUCCGAAGAAACUGGAACUAGCAAUUCUGAGCAGAUCAGCGAACAUAGUGAUGAAUCAAAGGCAGAUGAAACCAUGGCGAAGGGAACCGAGGAAGAGAAGGAUGGAAAAGAAUUUGAAGAAAUAGAUUUAAAUCAAGAAGAAGAAGAUGUGAAAGAAAUUGAGUUGUCGGCCGCUGAAUACUUAAUCCUUCUGAGAGAAACAGAAAUAUCGCUUUACAAAGCUACACUAAGCCACGCAAAGGUAGGUUGUACAAAAAAUGCCAAGAUAAAGCUAUUUACAAACAAACAAAAGAGUAUUAAACAAACAAACGAACAUCUGAAAUAAAAAAAAUUAAAAAAAACAAACAAACAAGAAAUGAAUACAGAGUAUGAUUUCCGAUAUUUCUUUCACACUUACAUGGAUAUAAAUUUCACGUGGUAAAACUGACCCGAGUUUAUCAAGAGAGUAGACUUAAAUACAUUCUAUUACAACUUCUAACAAAUAAAAAAGUGCCUUUUAGCGAUGGGUGGGGAUGGCAUAUUGAUGAGAACGCUCACCUCCCACCGCUCCGGCCCGGGUACGAUUCCAGGACCCAGUGUCACUUGAGUUUUUUGUCGGCUUGAGUUUGCUAUUGGUUCUCGUCCUUACCCCGAGAGUUUCUCCCCGAGUCUUUCAGUUUUUCUUCUUCCUCAAAAAUUAACACUCUAAAUUCCAAUUCAACCUGGAAACUGUGGACUGGAAGAGCCACCGCGUGAAAUGUCCCCUGUUAUAAUUAUAUUAUUAUUGUUAUUAUUAUUAUUAUUGUAAAAUUCGGUCCAAAAAUAGAUUUAAAGUGAGAACUUGACAAAGGGAACAACGAAAGCAAUACCAUGUCGAGAUUGGAUGAAGUUUAUUUUGAAUUCGAGCAAAAGGAAAUAUUUAUCCGAUUCGAGGUAGUCGAUCUGGAUGGGUUUUCAAUAAACUUUAAAUUUAUUUUCCUGUCAAGGGCGUGCGACAAUAUUUUAAAACUCACCUUUUUUUUUCUUUUUUCAGGUGAAGAAAAUAUUGGAUGAAUUGCUAUCGGGAAGAUUUGAUCACAUAUAACGCUUAAUGAUAUCAGAAAGACUAUGACAAUAAUGAAAUUA